GGCCCUCAAGCUGAGACUUGUCUCUUAUUUAGUUCUGGGGAGUGCCUGGCCGACAUGAGUGAUGUAGAGGAGAACAACUUCGAGGGCAGAGAGUCUCGCUCUCAGUCAAGAUCUUCAACGGGAACUCCUGCUCAUGUAAAAUCGGAGAGCAGGUCAGGAUCUCGUAGUCCAUCAAGAGUUUCCAAACACUUUGAAUCCCAUUCUCGAUCAAGAUCAAAAUCCAGGUCGGGGUCAAGGAGGCAUUCUCAUAGACGUUACACUGGAUCCAGAUCCCAUUCUCACUCUCAUAGGAGAUGACCUCUAAGUAGGUCCUAUACACCAGAAUACCAUCGUCGAAGGAGCCGAAGUCAUUCUCCAGUGUCUAACCUUAGAAGACAUACAGGCAGCAGGGCAAAUCCAGAUCCCAACACUUGUCUAGGAGUGUUUGGCCUCCGUUUGUACACAACAGAGAGAGAUCUUUGCAAAGUAUUUUCUCGAUAUGGACCAUUGAGUGGUGUCAGUGUGGUUUAUUACCAGCGAACUGGACGAUCACGAGGGUUUGCUUUUGUUUAUUUCCAGAGAAUAGAUGACUCAAAGGAGGCUAUGGAAAGGGCAAAUGGAAUGGAGCUGGACGGUAGAAGAAUUCAUGUAGAUUAUUCUAUCACCAAGAGAGCGCACAUACCUACACCAGACAUAUACAUGGGCAGACCAACUCAUAGUGGUGGAGGUGGAGGAGGUGGCAGACGUCGAGAUUCUUACUGUGAUAGAGGAUAUGAUCGUGGGUACAACAGAUAUGAAGACUAUGAUUACCGAUACAGAAGAUCACCUUCUCCUUACUAUAGUCAAUACAGAUCACGAUCAAGAUAUCGUUCCUGGCCUUCCCUGCUGGCGCAGUGCUUCUGA
Molecule: messenger RNA, 882 nt
Organism: Balaenoptera musculus (blue whale)
Lineage: Eukaryota; Metazoa; Chordata; Mammalia; Artiodactyla; Balaenopteridae
Product: transformer-2 protein homolog alpha-like
Exons: 2
Biological process (GO): positive regulation of mRNA splicing, via spliceosome
Cellular component (GO): spliceosomal complex
Molecular function (GO): RNA binding
Source: RefSeq, a predicted model, not a curated record